This is a messenger RNA of Bactrocera tryoni, 1198 nucleotides long. RefSeq names its product opsin Rh2. The transcript has 5 exons. Gene Ontology annotation, biological process: phototransduction; G protein-coupled receptor signaling pathway; visual perception. Gene Ontology annotation, cellular component: membrane. The coding region runs from base 1 to 1131 and encodes 376 amino acids. Gene Ontology annotation, molecular function: G protein-coupled receptor activity. The record is from RefSeq and is a predicted model, not a curated record. Lineage: Eukaryota; Metazoa; Arthropoda; Insecta; Diptera; Tephritidae.
AUGGAAAUGACAAUGGACAGUUCACCUUCUCUGCAAUUCCCGAAAUUCGAGGCGCAGCUGAGCAAUGGCAGUGUUUUGGAUAGGGUAACCCCCGACAUGGCACACCUCGUCAACCCCUAUUGGAGUAAAUUCCCACCAAUGGAUUCGACAAUGAGUCAAAUUUUAGGUAUUUUCACAUUGGCUCUGCUACUUAUCUCCGCGUGCGGCAAUGGCGUUGUGGUCUACAUAUUUGGCGGCACCAAAUCGCUGCGCACACCCGCUAAUCUGCUCGUGUUGAACCUGGCAUUCUCCGACUUUUGCAUGAUGGUCUCACAGGCGCCGGUCAUGAUCAUCAAUUUCUAUUACGAGACCUGGAUACUAGGACCGCUAUGGUGCGACAUUUAUGCCAUCUGCGGCUCGAUGUUCGGCUGCGUAUCCAUUUGGUCGAUGUGCAUGAUUGCGCUAGACCGUUAUAAUGUUAUUGUGAAGGGCGUUUCAGGGCGACCAAUGACGAUUAAAUUGGCGUUGAUGAAAAUCAUUGCCAUUUGGUUGUUUGCGACAUUUUGGACACUGGCACCGUUAAUGGGCUGGAGCAGAUAUGUGCCCGAAGGUAAUUUAACCGCCUGCUCCAUCGAUUAUAUGACACGCGAUUGGAAUCCACGCUCUUACCUGCUCACCUACUCCCUCCUCGUCUACUUUACGCCGCUCUUUCUCAUUUGUUAUUCCUACUGGUUCAUCAUUGCGGCUGUGGCCGCGCAUGAGAAGGCAAUGCGAGAGCAGGCGAAAAAGAUGAACGUCAAGUCGUUGCGCUCCUCGGAGGAUUGUGAGAAAAGCGCCGAAGCGAAAUUGGCCAAGGUGGCAUUGACCACAAUCUCAUUGUGGUUUAUGGCAUGGACACCUUACUUAAUUAUCUGCUAUUGCGGGCUCUUCGAGGUGGAAGGUCUGACGCCGUUGAAUACUAUUUGGGGUGCAACAUUCGCCAAGACCAGCGCGGUUUAUAAUCCGAUUGUGUACGGUAUCAGUCAUCCCAAAUACCGUUUGGUUUUGAAGGAGAAGUGUCCGUGUUGCGUAUUCGGUUCGACUGAGGAGCCCAAGCCGGACGCGCCAGCAGCGGAAAGUCAGGGCACAACCGAGGCUGAAUCAAAUGCUUAGCGGGUAGAGACAAAUUUCUCUAUUAUAAUAAUAUUUACCGAUUAAAUAGUUCCUGGACUUUUUGAAU